AUGUCCGGCCUCUUCCCCGCCUCCCUCAUCUCGAAAGAGGUCGCCGCCUCGCUGCCCGAAGGCUUCACCAUCCGGCCCCUCGCGAGGCAAGACUACGCAAAGGGCUUCCUCACGUGCCUUCGGGAUCUCACCUGGACAGGGGACCAGACCGAGCAAGAAUUCAACGAGCGCUACGACGAGAUGGACACGGGCGGCAACGGCCCUUACUACUACGUCGUCAUCGAGCACGCUGGCCGGAUCGUCGGUACCGGAGCCGUCGUCGUCGAAAAGAAGUUCAUCUGGAACCGCGGAAGCGUAGGCCACGUAGAAGAAAUCUGCAUCGCCAAAGCCCACCAGUCCAAGGGUCUCGGCCUGAAGAUGAUCAACGCCCUCGACUCCGUUGCCAGGAAUGUCGGAUGCAACAAGAGUCUUCUCAACUGUAGUGUCGAGAAAAGCGGCUUCUACGUCAAGUGUGGGUAUAAAUCUUCCGGCAUGGAGAUGCAGCAUCAGUUCAACAACGACCGGCAGGCGACGUAA
Metarhizium album ARSEF 1941 is the source of this 516-nucleotide messenger RNA. RefSeq names its product Acyl-CoA N-acyltransferase. Gene Ontology annotation, biological process: UDP-N-acetylglucosamine biosynthetic process. The transcript is spliced from 2 exons. Gene Ontology annotation, cellular component: Golgi apparatus; endoplasmic reticulum; endoplasmic reticulum-Golgi intermediate compartment. The coding region runs from base 1 to 516 and encodes 171 amino acids. Gene Ontology annotation, molecular function: glucosamine 6-phosphate N-acetyltransferase activity; monosaccharide binding. NCBI's taxonomy places the organism in Eukaryota, Fungi, Ascomycota, Sordariomycetes, Hypocreales, Clavicipitaceae. The record is from RefSeq and is a predicted model, not a curated record.